Molecule: messenger RNA, 1800 nt
Organism: Aureobasidium melanogenum CBS 110374
Lineage: Eukaryota; Fungi; Ascomycota; Dothideomycetes; Dothideales; Saccotheciaceae
Exons: 3
Coding region: 1-1800 (599 amino acids)
Source: RefSeq, a predicted model, not a curated record
AUGCCUCAGUCCCUAGAUGAGCCUAGACCUCGUCCCGAUGGUGUGCCGCCUCUAGAAUGUCUUGUCGUUCCCUUACGAGGAUUUUUCUAUCCGCUCUGUCCAUCAUAUAAGACAAUAUACUAUCCUUGCUUGCGGAAACAUAUCGGCAAACAACAUGGUGUUCGUUGUGGCUCGACCUAUGCCUUAUCCUCUCAACCUUGUUUCCUACAACGCUGGACUGACUGGCGUAGCAAAGAUCCUGGUUAUUGGAUAGUGGAUGCCGCAGCCGUGUCAGAUUCUCAGCUGCAGUCAGAUGUUGACAAAAACAUCACAACAGCAGCAACAGCGCAAGACGUUGAGGGUCAGCUUGCUCACGACUUGGCCGUCAUGAAAGCUGAAGAAGAGCGCCGGCUUGCAGAAGAAUAUGACGAAGGGGCUUCCGACCUUGAUGAGGAUUCAGAGUGUAAUACUAGGAGCGAUCGGCUACGUGGAUGCAACUGGAAGAAUUGGUCCGCUAACAAGCCGCUCCGCGUGAUAAUAAGCGUCUCCAAACUGCCAAAGAUGACUCGUCUUGCUGAGAGACUGCAUAUUGGCAGCUGGUGCGGUCUUAACUGUGUCAGCGAGGUAGCGAAUGAACGAACACUAGCUGUCAUAUGUGUGGCCACCCGACAUGUACUCGAUCAUUGUGAGCGCACUUUGAAGGCAACACCGCGCACCCUGCGUUGUUGGCUGAAGAGCUGGUCUCAUGCUUACCAGCCCUAUGACUCCAAAAUCCCUCAAGCUGCAGCGGAGAGUCGCUACGAGCAUUCAUGGUGUCGUUUCGUCAGCAACGUGUAUCGUGUUCGUGCUCUAGAACGGCGUCUUGAUAAACAACUUGGAGAGCUUUCAUCUCUACGUCUUACCUGUACGCAAGAGUCUGCAAUGAAUCGGGUCUGGUCACUCGCUUUGGAAACUAAGUUCACGAUGACCGAGCACAAGCUGAUCGGUUCCGAGCCCACGAUAGUUAGGAUGCCAGAGUCACUCUUUGAGUUGAUUAUCCCUUUCUGGACCGACAGACCGAGGGACGGUAACCUUGAGCGCACACCCAUUGCAAACCUCUCUGGUAUGCUAGGCAUCGAUCCAUCCACGCUUGUGUUUCGGAAGCCCCAUAGCUAUACGACCAACCUCUCAGCACUCAUAUGGAUAGGGGGUCUUCUACUGCUAGACGUGUCUCCCAUCGGCUACCUGAUCGAACGGUUACAGCACGGUCGUGCUAUAGCGAAGCGUGAAGGGCCACCUGCCACCGUACGGUGGUCUCUAGAUGGUCGGACAUUACACGUUCAUGGUGCCGGCCUUACUAUCGGCCGUUUCCGACAAACGGUCUGUGGCGUGGUUGAGAGCACAGCACAGCAGAUCGCAGACAUACUUUUUCAAGUACAUAUACCGUACAACCUCCCAAUCUUGCACGACAGCAUGUGUAACGACAAGCCUGGUUAUUCUCUCUUGACGGAUCCGAGAAACAAAUUGAGGUCCAGCUUUCGCUCGACGGGAAUACUUUCGCUACCACAGGAGUAUCGAGCAAACUGUUCCGACGUCUACAACAACACUUUUGUGAUAGUCCACGCGCCCGGCAGAGUUAGCUUUAUGUCUAUCGAAGUAGCCGAACUGGCCCGCCGGCUUGGAACCAAAUAUGCUAGAACACAUCCAGGACUUGCAGUUCUCGCCGCUGAAGAAGUGUCCGACUACAUCUCUGCCAACCAGAGCACUUUGUCUCUUCCUCGUGCCAUCAUCGGUAGCCCAAAUUUCAUCGAGUCGUCCGGGAUCUAUAUCGUCUGUAUAUGA